CACCUUUUUUCUUGCCUAGACUUCCGGUGUAGGCCGAGUGGUGGGCCUCUGCUUCCCCCGCCCCUCCUGCCUGAGUGUUCGGUUGCCAUGGCAGCGUCCUAUCGGGGCUCCAGCCAGAGCGGGCCUAGCGCGGCUUGGACGCCGGACGGAGGCGGGGUGGCGCGGACUCUGGAGGCGGACUUCGAGGAGGAGGAGGAGGAGGGGGGCGAGGGAGGGGGUGCGGGAGGCGUGCUGGGCGGCCUUGGGCGAAGCUACGAGGCCUCCCCCGCGAAUUCUCCUCGGGCGGGCCUGCUCGGGGUGUCGCUCCCCGGGCGCCGGUGGCCCAGCAGGAUCUGCGCUGUGUUCUGCUGCCUCCUGGCCGUGACCUUCCUGGCCUUCUUGCUCGCCCUCGGCUGCCUGGUGCUGAGAGAUUUGAGAUAUGAAAAAGCAAGGGCUGAAGAUACUGUAGAAACAAGUAUUUUAGGAUUUUGGACUCUUCUUGUUCUGUCAUUAAUGGCUGGGCUGUCGUGCUGCAGUUUUUCCUGGACAGUGACAUACUUUGAUUCCUUUGAACCAGGAAUGUUUCCUCCUACCCCACUCUCUCCUGCACGAUUCAAGCGAAUGACUGGACACUCUUUUCACAUGGGCUACAGUAUGGCCAUACUUAAUGGAAUAGUGGCAGCUCUCACUGUCGUGUGGUGUCUUUUUUAGUGUGUAUACAGAUGUAUUAUUCACCGUGUCUCAGCUUUAUAGAAAAUGCACUGUUUCCUACAAGUAUCUCCAUUGUCAUUUACUUUCUCCACAUGCAUGCAUUUUUUUCUAGAAACCAGCUUGAGUUUGAGAGAGAUUGCUAUGUACAGCAAUUAAUUGACUUUCUGACAAAUGUCUAACUGUUUGGCAUGACAGCCACAGGUGAGGGUGGUUUCAAACUGACUCUGCUUGGUAACUAUUGUGAAGGGAAGGAAACUUCUCUGGAUCAGUGAUGUUAAAAUGCUUGUUUUGUGUUGGUUCAUUCUACUGAACUUGUUAGAUGACCUUUUAUGCCUUCUUUUGAAUCUUAUUUUGACAUGCUGCAUAUUUAAGUACAAGCCUUGGACUUUGAUUUUCCACAAGGAGCAAAAAGGUAUUGUGGAAACAUUUCUUUUCCAUGACAGAUCAGGGAUUGAAAUAAUUUUUAAAUUUCUAAAAUGUUAAUGUUACUGGACAUUUCUGCUCUAUAGAUGCCAACGGUAAUCAAGAUUUGCACAUCAAAUGUUAACAGAUUUAAAGUAUUUUAUAUUUUUAAUGAUUUAAAAUUAUGUUUCCUGUACAUAUGUAAGAAAUACAACACAAUUACUACAGCUUUCUUCACCUGGUGCCUUUUGGAGAUUUUAGUCUCUCACUAGCCCCAUCAAGAAUGGCAAGUGGUCAGGAACAGUUGUACUCUGAAAUAUCUAGAGGGUUGUGUGAAAAAAAAGGCUGUAAAUACAGAUUUAUUGUGAUCUUCAUUCUAUUCUAUGAUGGAGGAAAACUUAUCUUUUAUAGAAGGUGUAAAAUCUUCAGAGAGACUUGAAAUGCAGAAAGGAGGCAUACAACAUACACAAUUUUCUUCUCCUCACUGUUGCUUUUGUCUUCUAGAAAUGCAGCCUGGCAAUAUUUUGUUCAAAAAUAAUAAUAAUAAUAAAACAGCUGUAGAAAAAGAAGGCAAAAGUAGCCUGAGAACAGAACUCUGUAGGGGGAACAUUCCCACCAACAGAAGCAGAAAAUUAGCAUAACUUCAAUUGUAAGGCCACAGUAAUAAGCCUGUAUUAAGGCAAGUGUGAAUGAAUGUAGCUUUACUUUCAGAUGGUUAAGCAGUUUGAUAAUUGCAUUUUGCAACAAACAUUCUUCAGUUUUUAAAACGUAUUUUUUCAUUGAGGUCACACAUUUGUUUUCCUUAAGACUUUUAUUAAAGUACAUGCCUGAAAUAAUUAUAUCCAUGUGAAGAUCAUGAUUUUGGUGUUCAGAAAGAUCCAUCUUAAAUUUACAUUGCUUUCUCUAUGGUUAUUAUUCCAAUAAUCCCAAUAAGGACAUUUUUGAAUAAUGUAAUUUGUUGUCUUCAAAUAGCCAAGAUAUAGUAAUACUCUGAACUAGAGAAGAUCUGAAUUAAUAGGAUCUACAUAAGUGUUGGCUUAUUAUUUAACAUUUUAUUCAAGGAAUCAGAUCUAGUUGGAACUACUAAUUAAAUAUAGGCCUAUAUGAUUUCUUUUAUAUAUGUUCUAAGGCUUAAUGGAUGCAAUAAUAUACUAGGAAUUUGCAUUGACCUACACAAACUUAGGCUUAAUGAGCCUCUUCCUUCAUCUGGCACAGCUGCAAGAGGUCUUGUUUUCAAUUUAAUAUUGCUUAUGACAUCUGAGGACAAACUUGGUUAACAUUAAGUUCGGUUUAAGAAACCGACACAAUUUCAGUUUAUGUUGCUAAAUCAGGCAUGGGCAAAUUUCGGCUCUCCUACAUUUCCUAACAGCCGGUAAGCUGGCUGGGAUUUCUGGGAGGAAGUCCAAAACACCCGGAGGACUGAAGUUUGCUCAUGCCUGUGCUAAGGCAUGGUAAAAGUUAACCAUACUUUCACAUUUAGUCAUAUUAUAGCAAUAAUUGAAAAGGGGAAAUGAAAUCUUCCACUCUACAUCUCACGGACACACCAAAGGAACAGAAGGGAAAGAAAGAGCACAGAUCUUGUGUCUAAACCAAAUGUGCUUGCUCUGUUUAUUCAGCACUUUGAAAGAGUAGGCUGUGUUUUAAGAGCCACUUUGAACAGUAUGCUGUAUAUACUAUUAAAAUAAGUGCCAAGAUAGCUUAUUAAAACAUUGUAAUUAAAAAUAAGUUGUCAUUCUGACCUGAACCAACAACUGAUCCAUGUAACAUAUUCACUUGUAUAUUGUAUGUUUAGCUUGUUUUGUCUGCAUAGUAUUUUCCUACAUUCCAAAAAUGCAAUAAUUUUUAUGGCAAUAAAAUAUUUUGGUCAUA
This is a messenger RNA of Anolis sagrei ordinatus, 2961 nucleotides long. RefSeq names its product ADP ribosylation factor like GTPase 6 interacting protein 6 (gene ARL6IP6). NCBI's taxonomy places the organism in Eukaryota, Metazoa, Chordata, Lepidosauria, Squamata, Anolidae. The record is from RefSeq and is a predicted model, not a curated record.